GCAUUAACAAACAUCUGUUUCAUACAAGUUGGAAGCUAAAGUCGCAUAUUUACGAUAGGAAAAGUAAGUUCCUUGGCCGCAACAAUGAAUCAGGACUUUGACUCUCCUAUGGAUAUGGAUGCCGAUACGGCUAAGAAACUUUUUAACCAUGGAGCCGUUUUAAUUAUUACUGGAGUUCCUAGGAAAACUGAAUUUGGCAUAGAUUUGUGCUCGUACACCAUUGCAGAAAAUUUUCGAGGAGUAAAGAUGAUACCCCCGGGGCCACAUCAUGUUUGGUGUGCUGCCACAGGACCCUACGGUGAUACUGCUCCUAGGGUUGGCUUUGCACAUUUCUUUCACGAACAGGAAAUAUUGGUUAAGGAGUGGGAUGCCGACAAUGAAGAGCUAAGAGAUCGCCAGACUAAGGACCCCGAAUUAGAAAAGCUACGAAUACGGGAAAAUAUAAAAUCAUUGGACAGUUAUUUGGCAGCAUAUGAUUUCCGUUACUGGAACGAGUGGCGCAAGUUGACAGACACUGUGUCACAUCAAACGCUGGAAAGAUGUCAGCCUUCCUUGGGAAUCAUUCGCACCAAUGUAGAACUACAAUCUUGUCCGGACUCUGAACGACCUCGAGGACCCCUAAAUGGAGCCCAACCUGCACUGGCAGCUAAACUUUUGAAUAAUGAAAACGAUUUGCUGCCACAGUUAAAACCGGUUGAAGGUACAGCUCCGCGCUUUAGCGUAGUACCCGACAGGGUUCCCAAAGACUGUACCCCAACUGAGAUAUCUCGUCAUUCAAUCGAUUGCAUUGAAGCCUGUAAUGAAUUGUUGAAGAGUUUUGCACAACCGCAGGAUCUAAUUGAAGAAGUACAGCUUUCUUUUACGUUUUUCCUCGUCGGAUAUUCAAUUGAAUCUUUGGAACAUUGGCGAAGGGUGUUGUCCAUUCUAUCGCACUCUGAGGAUGCUGUUGCCAAGUACAGGAUUUUAUUUAUGAAGUAUGCUGAGGUUUUGGUCCAUCAGUUGCCACGUCUGCCUGAGGAACUAAUGGAGCCAAGCGAACGCAACACUGUUUUCAAAGAUAUACGAUCGUUGUUGGUCAAUCUCAGUGUAAGCGGCCUACAUAAGAGUGCCGAGCUUUUAACCAAAAAGCUUAAGUCCAGUAUGAAUUGGUCUUUUGAAGGCCUACUGGACGAGGAUCCGGAAAAUAUGCCUGUGGUGGUGAAUGACAGCAACUAAGACGAAAUGACUCUUACGAAAGAAACAAAAGAAAACGUCGGAUUUCUAAAUCGUUGCACCCAGAAGCCAUUUUUUUUUGGCAGGAGAAAGGAUAAUCUAUAACAGUGAUGUGCACAUCAGACAAAGAUUUGAACAAGAAUGCCCUUAUAAGGUGAGGUCAUGCAAACAG
Messenger RNA from Stomoxys calcitrans (stable fly), 1384 nucleotides. RefSeq names its product protein AAR2 homolog. The record is from RefSeq and is a predicted model, not a curated record. The transcript has 2 exons. The coding region runs from base 85 to 1215 and encodes 376 amino acids. Gene Ontology annotation, biological process: spliceosomal tri-snRNP complex assembly. Lineage: Eukaryota; Metazoa; Arthropoda; Insecta; Diptera; Muscidae.